AUGGGAUCUCUGGAGGAAACAUGUGCGUCACUACGCGCCCAGAUAAUCGCGACAGAAGAACAGCUUGCUGGUCUGAAACGCGACCUUGCAAAGGCCGAAGCGCAAUCAGCGAUUCCAGCCUCGGAAAACCAAAGCGAACGGCGCUGGCCAUUGCUUCAGGAAGAAUACAAGCGGUAUGGCAGGCAGAUGAUAGUUCCCCAAGUUGGUCUAAAAGGUAAAAUUGUCUCCUGGGAAACUCUUGGGUUGUUGGCUGAUCGUGUUUCCGCAGGUCAACUGAAACUCCGAUCGGCCAAGGUCUUGCUUGUCGGAGCCGGAGGAUUGGGAUGCCCAGCUGCACAAUAUCUUGCCGGCGCUGGCGUUGGAACGAUAGGCCUCAUUGAUGGGGAUACCGUCGAGGUGUCAAACCUGCACCGCCAAGUGCUGCAUCGCACGCAGAACGUGGGGAAAUACAAAGUGGACAGCGCAAUUGAGUCUUUGCGAGACCUCAAUCCGCAUCCCACGUACAUUGCGCAUCGAACCCACCUCACUCCCAGCGAGGCGCCAGCCAUCUUCAAUGAUUAUGACAUUAUCCUCGAUUGCACUGAUAACCCUGCAACACGAUACCUGAUCUCCGACACUGCAGUGCUUUUGGGAAAGACGUUGGUUUCUGCGUCUGCACUGCGGACCGAGGGCCAGCUGAUGGUGUUGAAUCAUCCACCACGAGCACCCGGUGACAAGACCGGAGGGCCAUGCUAUCGAUGUGUUUUCCCCAAGCCGCCACCGGCGGAUAGUGUGGUCAGUUGUGCGGACGGAGGCAUCAUUGGACCGGUUGUUGGGACCAUGGGCGUCUUGCAAGCUCUCGAGGCGAUCAAGGUCAUUACCGCGCCGGAGAAAAACACAGAUGGUACGGCUCGUCGAGAUCCCCCAUCUCUGCAUAUAUUCUCGGCCUACUCGUCGCCACUGGUCCGUACAAUCCGCCUUCGUUCUCGUCGAGCGAACUGUGCAGUUUGUUCCGCGGAGGCGACUGUCACGCUGGAUACAAUCAAAUCAGGAUCAACGGACUAUGUCUUCUUCUGUGGAUCUGCUAAUCUGCCCUCGUUGCUUGGUCCCGAAGAACGUAUCUCUGCCCAUGAGUACAACCAAAAGCACUCAAAUGUCUCCGGGUCGGCGCAGCCACACACAGUGAUUGAUGUGCGAGACAAGGCCCAAUUUGGAAUUUGCAGUCUGGAAAACAGCACUAACAUCCCUAUUUCAGAUGUUCUUGCUUCUAGUUCUUCUAGUUUGCAAGGCGAUGGACAACAAGCUGCGCAAAUACCUUCUUGGGUGCCAUCUGAACUUGCCUCCGAUUCCACAAACCCAGUAUAUGUCGUUUGCCGACUAGGCAAUGACUCGCAAAUUGUCGUUAAGAAGAUGAAAGAACUUGGACUCGACCAGCACGGGAAAAGAUUUAUCGGCGAUAUUCGCGGAGGAUUAAAGUCAUGGAAAGAACAAGUUGAUCCCGAAUGGCCCGAAUACUGA
Molecule: messenger RNA, 1497 nt
Organism: Penicillium soppii
Lineage: Eukaryota; Fungi; Ascomycota; Eurotiomycetes; Eurotiales; Aspergillaceae
Product: HesA/MoeB/ThiF family protein
Exons: 2
Coding region: 1-1497 (498 amino acids)
Biological process (GO): tRNA wobble position uridine thiolation; protein urmylation
Cellular component (GO): cytoplasm; cytosol
Molecular function (GO): URM1 activating enzyme activity; adenylyltransferase activity; thiosulfate-cyanide sulfurtransferase activity
Source: RefSeq, a predicted model, not a curated record